AUGGCCCAUCUCGAAGCUCGCAAGCACAUUUCUCCAGACUCGGGCUUUCCGAUCACGCUGCACCCAUCUUUCAAUCCUAAGAUUCAGAAGCACACUCCGCCGGAACCCAUCCGCAGCGAGGUGACACCUGAGCCAGACCGGGCAUCGUUCGCGGAUCCCGAGAAGAAAGCUUUGCUUUCGGCAGCCAGGCAAGUCGACUUGACUGAGUCCAUCGGCACCAUUCUAGAAGAUGUCCAGCUUUCGCAACUUUCACCGCAGCAGCUAGAUGAGCUCGCAUUGCUGGUCUCAGAGCGCGGCGUUGUCUUCUUCAGGAACCAGGAUCUGACCACAGAGAAGCAAGUUGAGCUCUUCCAGCACUAUGGCACUCUCGACAAGCAUCCAGCCCAGAAGGAUGUCAAACAUGUCAUCAUCAAAGGCAGCACCGAGGACCACCGCGAGAUCGCAUCAUAUACGCCGUGGCCAUCAGGAGACUUCCAUGCAGACACAUCAUUUGAGAUCAACCCACCUUCUUACUCGCUCUUGCGCAUGGAGGAGCAUCCGGACGUUGGUGGUGACACGGCCUGGGUCUCCCAGUAUGGGACCUACGACACGCUCAGCAAAGCGCUGAAAACAUACCUGGAUGGCCUGCACGCCGUACACACCUCGCGGUUGCAGUACGACACCAUCCUCGACCUUUGGGGCGUUGGGCCCAACCGCCCUCCAAUCGACACCCACCACCCUGCAGUGCGGACUCACCCAGUCACCGGAUUGAAAGCGCUCAACGUCAAUCCUGGCUUCGUCACUGGGUUUGCUGAACUCAAAAAGCGAGAAUCAGAUUCCUUACUGAGCUUCAUUGACCACCACAUCCAUUCCGCUGAUGACCACUACGUCCGCUGGAAGUGGGCGGUUGACAGUGUUGCCAUGUGGGACAAUCGUGUGGCAGUCCAUCGCGUAAUCCCGGGUACCUAUAAGGGAAAUCGCAAGGGCAUCAGAACGACUGUCUUUGGUGAGAAGCCGUAUUUUGAUCCGAAGAGCGAGGGCAGGGCGGAAAGGUCAGCGCGACUGGUAACAGAGGAAAGCCAUCAGAAUGGCAAUGGCGUCAAUUGA
Messenger RNA from Cyphellophora attinorum, 1086 nucleotides. RefSeq names its product putative alpha-ketoglutarate-dependent sulfonate dioxygenase. Lineage: Eukaryota; Fungi; Ascomycota; Eurotiomycetes; Chaetothyriales; Cyphellophoraceae. Gene Ontology annotation, molecular function: 2-oxoglutarate-dependent dioxygenase activity. Gene Ontology annotation, cellular component: cytoplasm. Bases 1 to 1086 code for a protein of 361 amino acids. The record is from RefSeq and is a predicted model, not a curated record. The transcript has 4 exons.